Messenger RNA from Rhea pennata, 1831 nucleotides. It is a transcript of the gene MACROD2, whose product is annotated as mono-ADP ribosylhydrolase 2. Bases 155 to 1555 code for a protein of 466 amino acids. The record is from RefSeq and is a predicted model, not a curated record. The transcript is spliced from 19 exons. Lineage: Eukaryota; Metazoa; Chordata; Aves; Rheiformes; Rheidae.
CAGGCGCCGUGCGUAGCCGUGCGGGCGGGCGCGGAGCCGGGCAGCGGCGAGCAGCGCACGGCAGCGGCGGUCGCGGGCGACGCGGCGUCUCCCCGCCCCAUCUCCUGUGAGCCUGGGGAACCUGCAGCUCAAAGCCGCCGCCAGCCACAGCACCAUGUACCCCGGCAACAAGCGGAAAAAGCUCUGGCGGGAGGAGAAAGAGCGUUUGCUGAAGAUGACCUUGGAGGAGAGACGCAAAGAGUAUUUAAGGGAUUAUGUUCCACUGAAAGAUAUUCCAACAUGGAUGGAAGACAUAAAAAGCAAGAAUGAAAGUGAUGGUGAAAGCACUAAAGGAGAUCCACAGGGGAAGAAAAGUCUGAGUGAGAAAGUUUCUCUUUAUAGAGGUGAUAUUACAUUGCUUGAGGUUGAUGCCAUUGUUAAUGCAGCUAAUUCCAGCCUUCUUGGAGGUGGAGGAGUAGAUGGCUGUAUACACAGAGCUGCUGGGCCCUACUUAGUUGCUGAAUGUCGCAAUCUGAGUGGCUGUGAGACUGGACAAGCAAAAAUUACUUGUGGAUACGACCUACCUGCAAAAUAUGUCAUCCAUACUGUUGGGCCGAUAGCAAGAGGCCAUCUCACUGACGCUCAUAAAGAAGACUUGGCAAAUUGCUAUAAAUCCUCAAUGAAACUGGCAAAAGAAAAUAACAUCAAAUCGAUUGCAUUCCCCUGUAUUUCAACAGGAAUUUAUGGUUUUCCAAAUGAGCCUGCGGCUGUCAUUGCCCUUACCACUAUUAAGGAAUGGCUGAGCAAGAAUCAUAAUGAGGUGGAUCGUAUCAUCUUCUGCGUCUUUUUGGAGGUGGACUACAAAAUUUUUAAGAAGAAAAUGAGCGAGUUUUUCCCUAUAGAUGAUGAUAAUGAAGAAGAGACUGAGAUGAGUGAGGAGACAGAAGGAUUGGAGCAAAAAGGCCAACCCCCGUCUCCCACAGAGUGCAAAGCAGAGCAGCCCGAGGACCCUCAGAAUAAUGCUGAAGGUGAUAACAGCCCAGAGGAGAAGCAAACCACUGAAGAAACUGAGGUCCAGAGCCAUGAAGCAGAUGAGAUGAAGCCCACAGCUGUACCCAGCCUAUCGUCAGAAGAAGAAAUAGAGCUGAGUGAGGAUAAAGACUCCCUGGAAGACCCCAAAGGCAUGCCAGAGAGCGACCCAGUGCAUCCUGUGGUGUGCGAACAAGAUCAAGCCGAAGGACAAGAGGAUGCUUCUGCAGAUGAAGAGGUGAAAACAGGGGCAGAUUCCCAAAGCUCCUGCAUGGAAAUAGAAGAGCCGUUGUUGAACCGAAAAGACACAACAGAAGCCGAGGAACCUUUGAUUCCCGGUGCAGGUGAAGAUGAAGAAGAAAAAGAAGGAGGAGGAGGAGGAGGAGGAGGAGAGAUGCAAGACAAAGAGGAAACUUCUGCAGAGCCUAUGAAAGUUGAAAUUUCUUCUGAAGCAGCAGAUGUUUCAAGUAACGAUGCUGAAAUGAAUAGUCAAGUUGAAAGUAUAAGCAACCCAAGCGACCCUACAGACACAGAGCUGGAAGCUUAACUAAUAGGAGCGCCACGCGAGACGAGGCCGGCGGACGAUGGCUGAACGGCAGGCACCGACAUCGUACGGCAUCGUUGCGACCUCUCGCAGAAAAGAGCACGCAGAGGCGCUCCACGGGUUGGGAGGGGAGGGAGCUACGGGGAAAUGCCUCCUUGCUUUAAUUUCUCUUUGUUCUCCAUUGCGUUUUGUUCUGUAAACCUGUUGGAAAGAAACAUAACUUCCCAGUUCUGACAAUGUUUUGCAACCAUCCCUGCAAUUACAACAGUUUCUUCUGAA